Zasmidium cellare ATCC 36951 is the source of this 1191-nucleotide messenger RNA. RefSeq lists its product as uncharacterized. The transcript has a single exon. Lineage: Eukaryota; Fungi; Ascomycota; Dothideomycetes; Mycosphaerellales; Mycosphaerellaceae. The record is from RefSeq and is a predicted model, not a curated record. Bases 1 to 1191 code for a protein of 396 amino acids.
AUGACCAGCCUGACCCCGGCAGGUCUCCAUUCAGAAGCCAUCGAACCAAAGAAAACUGAUGAUCCAAGAUACUCGAUCAACAGACUCUACGCAUUUGGCUCCAACGGAUCGGGCCAACUCGGUAUAGGCAGUACAUCCGAUGCCGCAACACCGCAUCCAGUCAACGGUUCUCCAGGAGUGUCAGCAGCCCCAGUCAAGCACGUCGCAUGCGGUGGCAACCACACAGUCAUCCUCUUCACGAACCGCAACUUCGCAGCAGCUGGCCACAAUAGCGAUGGGCGAUGUCCAACGACGGGGAAGACCAGAUCGGCGUCUCUCACAAACGUUCAGGUGCCACCUGACACGAUCGACAGUGACUGUGCGGAGGUCAUGAUCACGGCUACUUGGUCUGCUACUCUGCUUAUAUGUAAAAGCGGCAUGCUCAUGGCUUGCGGCACUGGCAAUUCAGGUGAACUGGGACUCGGACCAGAUGUCACGACUGCGAAGCAUCCAACGCCUGUCGAGGGAUUUCCACCGAGAAACACCAGCAUCGUCAAGCUUGCUUCAUGCAUGGGGCACGCAGUCGCAGUCCUGUCAACUGGUGAAGUCUACGGCUGGGGCAAAGGUCGCAAAGGACAGCUUGGAGAACCUGCUGAGAACAGCUGGACGCCGCGAAAGAUCGAGGGCAUUCCUUUCUGUGCUGUAAGUGCUAUCUGUGGGAAGGACUUUACAUGCAUCUUCGGCGAACCGUCCAAGGGUGAGCUAUUUCUGCUGGGUCCAAAUGGAAACGAUCGUUUCGGCGUCAAAGCGGACGCUCCCAAAGCAGUACCGGGAUGGAAGCAAGUCGCAGCAUCUUGGGGCAGCAUUUACGUGCUCUUCGAAUCUGGCAAGCUCAUAGGAUGGGGCAGGAAUGACCACGGACAACUUCCUCCUCCUGGAAUGCCUCACCUUGAGUCAUUUGCUGCUGGUAGCGAACACUGCCUUGGUCUCACAUCUUCUGGUAAAGUCUUAGCCUGGGGUUGGGGAGAGCACGGAAAUUGUGGGCAACGUACCGCUGAGAAUGGCGACGUGAAAGACCGAUGGAACUGCAUCGAGUUGCUUCGUGCAGCAUCUGCCGUAUUCGCCGGUUGCGCGACCAGCUUCGUCGUCACGAACGACAGGCGUAUAUACGAGGAUGACAGCCCCAAAGCCCACAGCAUCAUGAACACCUAG